Molecule: messenger RNA, 921 nt
Organism: Penicillium lagena
Lineage: Eukaryota; Fungi; Ascomycota; Eurotiomycetes; Eurotiales; Aspergillaceae
Product: bZIP transcription factor
Exons: 3
Coding region: 1-921 (306 amino acids)
Biological process (GO): regulation of DNA-templated transcription
Molecular function (GO): DNA-binding transcription factor activity
Source: RefSeq, a predicted model, not a curated record
AUGGGCCAGUCCAAGCAAAAGAACUCUUCCAAGAGCGCAGAGAAGCACCCCGCGACGGAGAAACGACGACGCCAGCUCCGUCUCGCGCAGCAAGCGUUCCGAAAACGCAAAGACACUGCCAUAGCUGAUCUACAGAAGCAGGUGGAUGAACUGCAGAGCGGAAUCGAUGGUCUGAGCAGCUCCUUUCUCUCCUUUAGUGAGCUCCUCUUGAAGGACGAGCAGCUCGGGCACUCCGCCCCCGUCGCGCAAUCGCUUUGGAGCUUGUCGCAACAGUUUGUAGCGCUGGCUAAAAGGGCCAGAGAUGAAGACAAGGAAGACAAUGAUGUACAUGUCGGCAUCUCCGCACAAAAUCCCGAGAAAAAAGAUCAUUAUCUGCAUUAUCUCGAGCGAUUCCUCCAGCCACAUUAUAUUUCCCACUCCCUUUCCCCAGUCCCAUCUCCACCGUUGGAUCUGGAUGCCCACCUAAACCCAACCUGGUCCUUCGCACAACACCUCGUGCUAGCAUGCUUCCAAAACGCACAGAACCUCCUCCUGCGAUCUCCAAGAACCAGCCUCAAAGUCCAAGAAGUCUUCGGCACGGUGUUCUCCGCCUCGGAAAGAAAUCGAACCAUCACCUUGUUCCAGGAGAUUCUAGCCGAUAUCACGGGCCAUGCUGCCGCACUGCGCACGAACAUACUUACUCUCUUGCAGCAGGAAAGCAGUCCCGAUCACCCUGUUUUAUUUGAGGGAUCGCCUUCCAUGGCGCGAUUGCAUAGUCCAGAAUAUCUGCAAGAAAAAUGGGUGGAUGCCUAUGGAGUACAACGGAUUCUGUUGAAGAGUGGGUUAUUGUUGGCCGGGAUUGAUCAUGGUCCUUUUAUUCAGCGUAGGUUGUUGCAAUGCCAUUCUGUUGGUGGUGCUGACGAUUCCAAGGUCUUUCAAUGA